CCCCUGGUGACGACACAGCAGUGGUUAUAUAGGGAGGAGCAUCACAGGCUGCCCUGCAGUAGUAGAGUAGUGCAGGGUGAGGAGCGUCCUUUUCUUGGAUAAAGGCUUCGGUGCACGGUACCUGGGAUCCGCUGUCUAGGGGAUAAGGAUCUAUUUGUCUUACUAGUAGCUCAACGCGCACGAGAGGAUCUGAUCUGCGGGGCUGCUGCAAGUUCACUGGAUCUUGUUUAACCUGCGGACAACUCACAGACACAAGAGGCGCGCACUAAGGGACAGGCAUGGUGAAUAAUCGGACUAACGAAUCCACAACCACGGCUGUGAGUAGCAAUGGUUCGCCUCCCAAAGCCUGCGCCGGAUGUGGUGGAAAGAUUGCAGAUCGGUUCCUUCUGUACUCCAUGGAGAGGUACUGGCACACGCGAUGCCUCAAGUGUUCUUGCUGCCAGGCUCAGCUGGGCGAGAUAGGCACUUCCUGUUACACAAAGAGCGGCAUGAUCCUGUGCCGGAACGACUAUAUUCGGUUAUUUGGCAGCAGCGGGGCGUGCAGUGCGUGCGGACAGUCCAUACCAGCCAGUGAAAUGGUCAUGAGAGCACAAGGAAGUGUGUACCACCUGAAGUGUUUCACAUGCGCCACAUGCAGGAACAGACUCGUACCAGGAGACCGGUUCCACUAUGUCAACGGUACAAUCUUCUGCGAACAUGACCGGCCCACAGGACUUCUGAACGGACACUUAAAUCCACAUCAGAAUAACCCCCUUCAAAGCAGUCCCAUGCUCCCAGAUCAGAAAGUAUGCUAAGGUUGUGAGACUGUCGGUUCCUGUGCCUUUUGUUAAUAUUCCCUUGGAGUCAGAAUAUUGGCAUAUAUAUUCACCUAAAUAAAUAUAUAUUCCCUUCAAUUUUUUUUUUUUUUUGCUUGCUAACGUGGUGCCUGCACACAUUUUCGCUUUUUGUUCACCACCAAAUUCUGUUUGGCUUCUGAGGUUUUUUUUGAACUUGUAAAUAAAAUGUAAAAAAAAAAAUCAAUUAUUUUGGAAACAGCCACAUUAGACUUUCGCGGAGGAACUGGGACUGGAAGACACAGAUAUAUACUUUAUUUACUGAGAAGAUUCUCCUUAUUAUCCAGCACAUCACAACAUUGAGGGUUUUUUUUUUUCUCUCUCCUGGAUUUUCUUCAUAAAAAAAUUGAUUUUUCCAAGAAUUUUAAAAGCAGUGACUUUUUUUGUGUGGAUGCACUCAGCCUCAACGGCAGGGAAGUAGUUAACUGGUGCAAGUGACUUCAAAUGUGUCAUUUUCAAACAUUUGGUUAAAAGGCUGAAUGUUUCUAGCAACAAAAAGCUGUUCUACAAAAUGAGGGUAAUUUCUAAAAUAAAAUUUCCUUGGGAUUUAAAGGGGCACAAAACCCCUAAUAUUUUUUCAUGUUUCAGAUAGAGCAUAGAAUUGGAAACCGCUUUACAAUUUAGUUUUAUUCUCAAAUUUGCUUUAUUCUCUUAGUAUUUGUUAAAGGAGCAGCAAUGGGAGCUAGCUAAUCACAUAGGGUGAGCCAAUGACAAGAGGCAUAUAUGUGCAGCUGCCAACAGCUAGCUCAAUAGUGUGUUGCUGCUUCUGAGCCUACCUAAGUAUGCUUUUCAACAAAGGAUACCAAGAGAACAAAACAAAUUAGAUACAAGUAAAUUGGAAAGUUUGUUUAAAAUUGCACAAGCUGAGUUAUGAAGGAGAAAAUAUUAGGAUUUCAUAUCCCUUAAAGGACUGGAACAUACCAUUACCUACACUUUGUAUGAACAUGUACAGCACGUGUAUAUAUUAUGCCAGAAUAGAUGUCUAUGAAUCUUUCUAUAUACCACGUCCCUAAAUCUGUAAAAGCAUUUCUUAUUGGGGUCUUCAUUUUGCAGUAGCGUAAAACAUCUGUAUAUGAUUAUUCUAUGUAUUUUAGGGACAGUCAUUUUAAAAUGAAACAUUUAUGUUUAAGAUAGAACAUAAUUUAAUACAACUCUCCAUUUACUUUGUUUUGAUAUCUUUUGUUGAAGAGUAAACUUAGGACCUCAGGAGCAUGCACGUGUCUUAGCGCUCUAAGGCAGCAGUUUGCAGUAAUGAUUGCAACACAUGCACACUCCACAAAUCCUAUAAGGCCACCUAGGUUAUUUUUUCAAUAAAGGAUACUAAGAGAAUUAAGCUAAUUAAAAGUAAUUUGGAAAGUAUUUUAAAAUUGCACGCUCUCUGAAUUAUAAGUUACAUAUUUUUUUUACUGCCCCUUUAAAAAAAAAUGGUAGCAAAAUGACUAAAAAAAAUGCAUUUCAGGUUAGUGAUUCUCAGCCAAUGCCAGCGGAUAUUAAUGAAUGGUUUAAGCAGAGCUCUGAAUACAAGAGCAGAACACAACAGGUGGGACAAAGCUGUUAGCACCAUGUAAGCUUUGCUAUGUGGUCGGCCAUUGCCAAAUCUAUCCCGAGGAAUGACGUAGAUCAAAGGUUAAUUGCAUUUAAAUUCUGAGAAACGCUCAGCGCGGCACUGGUCUGUUGCAAAGCAAUAAAUGUCUCUGAAUACCGACUAUAUCUUCACUCUUAAGGUGAACGGCCUGCUCUUGCCCUAACCAGACCCCUUAUGUUGCAGUAUUAAUAAACAGUUACAUACAGAAAUGCACCAUUAAAGGGUGUGUACUGUGAAACUGGUUUCCCCUUAAUGUGUUCCAAAUGACUUUUUAUGCCAGCUGCAGAGUAUAAAAUGUAUAAGAAAUUGAUCCUUUAUCUUUUUUUAAAUGAAAUAGCAGUAUUUGCUCUUAGAAACCACAACCCAUCAAAUAGGGCUAAGCUUGGAGAGAGAUCAGACAUCAUUAUCUUAUCACUCAAAUUCUUCCCUUAUCUCUGUCUAUACAAUAGACAAUUAACAUUUUACAACUUUCUCUCACAUUCCACACUGGGAGUGUAACUUCUUCUGUUUACAUAGUUUGUUAAUAGCCUAUACAUGAAUAAAGAGACAUUCAGUAUAUGUACGGAUCCACAGGCAAAACCAGUUAUUUCAAAUGCUAAAAUAAAGGUACAUUUAUAAAAUAUUUAAUACACUCCAACAGGUAAAAUUGGAUCACUGGGAACAAAUAAAUGGGGAGAAAAAUUUAGGGUAAAAUGUCCCUUUAAACAUAUUGAUUUUUAUUUUAUUUUUAAAAAUCAUGUUUGCACAAUAAUGAAGUUAAAUUGUUUGUUGUAUCCAGUCACUUGAUUUGUUUGAACUCCUCAGCUAAGAAGUUAAAGUGCCACGCCAUGUGAGAAAUAUUUAAUUGGCAAUCGGUGUGAUUAACACCUGUUAGGUAUUAAAUCCAUACAUAAAGCUCAGGUUAUGCAUAAACAGAUUUGAUAUGACUAGGCCUAUUACUGUAUUACCCCUACUCCAUUUGAGUUAUUUGUUCUUUAUAUUUAGAAUAGUCCUGUAAUCUACUUUUAAGAGCACACUAUUGCAAUGUCCUUGGCACACAGAUGUAUUUUAGAUGUUUUCACGUAAUUGGUAAUUGCACUAUAAAUGUGUUGUAAAUUUUCCCAAGCUAAGUAUGGAACAGUUUUUUGGUUCAGUUAGGCUUUCUGCACGGUAAAGGGAAAAUUCUGUACUACAGCAGAGAUUGAGUAAUAGGGCACAGAAUUUAUUGAUUUGAUAACAGGGUUUUAGAAUGCUUGAUGCGGAUAGGACUAUACUAAAUAUAAACAUAGCAGACAACUGGCUAGGUAGCAGCAGCCCACAAAAUGCUCUACUAAAUGUUUAAUCAUGGGGAGCUACUGCACUAGGGACUAACUAAUGUAAUAAUUGUUGGGCCUGGAUAACUAUUUAAAAAGUGCCACCUGGCGGCCACAAACCUGCAGCCAGUGAGCCAAUCAAAGCGGCAGUCACAUGUAGUUGCUAAUGAUUGGGUGUUACCUACUCAGGCGCUACAGGUGGGACUUUAAAACCUUUAAUGUCAGUAAACAGUGUUUAUUGGAAGUCUGUAACAAAACAUAUGAGUUCUGCUUUAGAAUCUCCCUUUUACUUUCAGUACUAUUUUAAGGGACACUACUGUGAUUGGCUUUGGCUUACAAAAUGUAGUCACAUUGAUUUGUUAAAGAGCACUUCAUUUAUAGGUACAUGUGCAUAGAGCUGUUUAUGCCAUAAGAAAACCCCACUGUUUGAUGACCUUUUUCUAAAAAAAAACAAAAAACUGUUAAUAGAUGUUUAGUUUAAAGGGACGGUGUGCUGUGAAAUUGUGUUCUCAAUGAUUUAUUUUACCUAUUGUAGUUGAUUGUUUACUAAUAGUUAAUUUACCUUUUAUUUUGUGAUUAGGUGCUUUUGUCUGUUGAAACACCUAUACUGAAAAUGUCAAUACUGCAGUAAAGAAAAGCUAUGUAAUCAAGACACAUCAGAAGACAUCAAUCUAGUGGGGUUGGUGGAGAUAGAGAACCAAACCUUUUUAAAUGGUGUUCCUCCAGCUUUAUAUACAAUGAACUAUCCUAUUCUGCUUUCCUGAACACACUGCCCCUUUAACUUUUUUUAAAAACAUUUAACAGAUAUCCCUUAUGUAAUUAAACUAUUGUGCAUUGAAAAAAGGAAGAGUCUGAACAUGUUAAUGUAUUUUGUAUGGAAAAGGUUUAAGCUAAAUUAGUUUUUAAAAUGUAAGUGCUUCUGAUCCCAAAUUGGUCACUGGUUAGACACCUCCCAAAAUUCUAUUGGAGGAUAAGGUCUUACCCUGCAAACAUUUUGAAACAAAUGCAAAAAAUUGACCAAUGUACCUUUGAAAAAUGUGCCUAACCUGAUGUAAAACUGCGGUGACGAACCUUUAUUUUGUGCUCCUGUGUGAUGUUGAUUUUUAUUGCCAAACGGAUUUGUUAUGUUAACACCUUCCCUGCCAGACGACGGAUAUUUAAGAUCUCUGAGCUCAGCAAAUCACUCUGUAAUGGGCUUCUCAGUUUUCUGUACUUUUGUUGUAUAUCCAUUUUCUUCCUCCCAAACCUAUUGUAUAUGCAAAGAAAAGGCUUAAAAUGUAAAUAUUUUAAAAUACAAAGUAUUGUGCUUUUUAUUGUAGAAAAUACUAUUGUUUUUUUUUUUUUUUCCUGGUGUACAGCUUCCAGUCCUGGGGCAAAAUAACCAGUUUUGUAACAAAAAUGAGCUAUUAAAUUGCACUUUUCUCCCCUUUCCCCAUUUCGAUCUUAUAUUGAAUAAUAAAAUCCAGGUUUCCAUGACAA
Bombina bombina (fire-bellied toad) is the source of this 5189-nucleotide messenger RNA. Its product is annotated as LIM domain transcription factor LMO4-A. The transcript is spliced from 5 exons. Bases 279 to 794 code for a protein of 171 amino acids. The record is from RefSeq and is a predicted model, not a curated record. Lineage: Eukaryota; Metazoa; Chordata; Amphibia; Anura; Bombinatoridae.